Suillus clintonianus is the source of this 3781-nucleotide messenger RNA. RefSeq lists its product as uncharacterized. The record is from RefSeq and is a predicted model, not a curated record. NCBI's taxonomy places the organism in Eukaryota, Fungi, Basidiomycota, Agaricomycetes, Boletales, Suillaceae. The transcript is spliced from 3 exons. The coding region runs from base 111 to 3704 and encodes 1197 amino acids.
GUGUUCGUUGCAUUUUCAUUGUUGACUGUAGCGAUCACGCGCACGAGCGACCACGACAAGCUGUUCAUCGGCGACCACGACGGCGACGACGGCAGCCGCAGGAUUCUGUCAUGAACAAAAAUCCGUUUAUACCGCAACCGACAUACAACCCGCCGCAACCACCACUUCCUCCAGGACCACCACCUGCUGCACCUCCAGAUUAUUCUGCUUAUUGGGUAGCUGCUCAGCAGCAGCAACAGCAACAGGCGGCCCCAGCUUAUACUCCGGCAUGGUCUGCUCCUCAGCAGCCUCCAAGACCGCCCCCUGAACAAAGUGCUUUGUAUGCAAACUACGGUUAUGGCGGUCAGGGCAUGCACUGGCAGCAGAGACAUGGUCAUCCUCAACAACAACAGUAUCAGCCACCUCCACCUGUGGUCCAACCUCCGCCGCCUCCACCUCAACAGCAGUACAAUCCGUACCAACCGUCCGUUGGCUAUCAGCAACCAUAUGUUCCUCAACCCCAACAGCCAAUCGUGGCCCAGCAGCAGCCUGCGUACCCCCAUCCGACACAGACAAUGGCCCCUCCGCAAGCGUAUUUUCCUCAACAGCAGCCCCAACUUCAACAGCAGCAGCAGCAGCAGCAGCCUCGACAUAACCAUGGUCUUCAUCACACCCCGCCCCAACAUCUUCCCCCUGCCAAACGUCAACGGUUUGAUGGGCCGAAUCAGCAUCACGGUCAGAACCGACAACUUGGUGCGCCCCCUCCUCAACCUCAGUUCCAACCUCCUCCUGCACCGCCGGGGGGUGUUGGGCUUUAUCCCCAGAACCAAGGACAGGGUCAAGGGCAGCCUGGCGCCAAUCAGAUGCCCCUAGGUGGCAAUAGAGGUGGAAUGGGUGGAAGGGGGGGAGGCAAUGUAAACUCCGGCCGAGGCCGAGGCGCAGUCAUGAGUGGAAACCGGGGAGGAUUGACCGGACAACGUGGUGGCAGAGGCGGCAGCAUGUUCAUGAAUAGUGGCGGCGGACGAGGUGGCGUCACUGGUCAACAAAAUCCUCUGCGUGGACACGGCUCGAGAGGCGGCUUUAACAAGGACUUUCACAAUCGCAGAGGAGGCGGGUCGUUUAAUGCAGGACAUCAACAUCAUCAAAAUAAUCCUGCUUUCCGCGGGCGAGGACAAGGUCAUACUUCAGGUCGUGCAGGCCGCCAGGAUGGUAGUACAAAUUUUGGAAACCGUGAUGCAUCACAAUUUGCAAGCAGCGGUAAGAAGGACGAAAAUCGACGCACGCUCACUGACUUUAAAAUUGUGGGCCUCGAGAUGCCUGAACUUGGAUGGACGUGGGGAGUGCUACCAUCGCCUGUAAAGGCUGAAGAAAAAGAGGUCGCUGCUUCUCUUUUGGAAUCAUCACCAGAACAAGUUAAGGAUGAAGACAUGCUUGCUGGGACCGUGAAAUCAGAAUCCGCACCAACAGCAGACGCGGCAGAUACGAAGCCGGAUGCCUCCUACCAGGAGCAGUCGUCCUCAAUGACGACGCCUCCGCCCUCUCGCAUCCGCAUUUAUUUCCACACUCCUGUUUCUCCCGAUGACUCGCAUCCCAUUCCGCACAAUGCUUCGUAUACUGCACCUCCAGACACGCGCAAAGGCAAGCGCAAGAAGCUUGAGGAUGAUGAUGGCGAUGCAGAGGAAGGUCGAGAAAGACCGCCUCCUCCUCGCAGCAGCCAGAUGGACGAUAAUGUCAGUGUUGACUUGGAUGGAGUGGGCCGCGGAAGCGCGGCGCCCAGCGUGGCAGAAACUGCCAGUGAGGGCGAUUGGCUGAUGGCCGCUAUCGCUGAGGAUGAAGGCGACAUAGGCGCCGAUGCCGAUGCCGAUGCCGAUGCAGCUACCACCGUUGAUGAUAUGGAUGAAGAGGAGAGCCUUGCUGCAAGUGUUCCCCAUUUCGUUCCUGCUACGAAUACUUUUCUCAAUGGGGAUGGGAAUGGUGAGUUGAACCCUCCUUAUUUUUUGCUUUGGGUGGAUGCUUUCGAGCUUGGGGGGAGCGUCCAUUCGUGGCUCAAGGCUGUACAAACUAACUUAUAUCUUAAAGGCUCCCAUAAUACUGACAUGGACGGAAUAGCCUCUUCAGGAGGUGUUCAUGAGCAGUCUGAUGGCUCGCAUGCUGGGGACAAUGCUGCCCCGAAUGCUGAAGGAGUCAAGCCAUCAGCGUCCUCAGAUGUUGCUGCUGUUGACCUUGGUGUAAACCAUGGUAGUGCUGUCGCUACACAGCCGAACGUGGACAUUUUGGUUUCUGCGCCUGAAGAGGGUGGUGAUGCUUUGCCAGCUACCCAGCCUACCGGUGAUGAUAUUGUUGAUAGGCUCUUUGAUGCAUCAGCCACGCUAGCAGAUCCUUCUCAUGCUACUUUGAGUACUUCCUUUGACACGAGUUCUUCUACUGGUCAUGGUUCUCCUCCUGUUGUUCAGUCUGAUAUGCCUCACAGCGAGAAACAGUCUGCUGAUGAUGAUGGGUACCCUGAUACGCAGGUGUCCAACACACAGGCUUCCGGGCCGAAGCCCCUUCAAGCAGAGCCGUCGCUCGCGUCGACAAUUGUCGACGAGGAUAUGGGUCUUCUCACGUACUCAGAAGAGCAAGUUGUCUUAGAGCUUACUGGCGAAAUUCCAGCCGAGCACGAAGCCGCUAUGCAUGUCAAAGGUACCAACGACUCUGCGGAUCAAGAGCACCUUCCUGAGCCCCCUGCCUCUCCCACUUCGAAUACCUUGUUAUCGACCUCUUCCGGUUCAACGUAUGGCGAGCCAUCGCACCCUCCGGUGACUGCAACAGUAUCGAAAGGUGGUCGAGUGCCAUCUGCAAACCGCCUGUCAAUAUCAUAUGCUGCCGGUAGCAGGCGUUUGGUCGUGGACGCGGAAGUGGUUGACUAUCUGAAGGUUUACAGAUCUGAGGGUCGAAUCGAAGUCCACAUAUCCCUCGAUAAAGGAAGCGACGAUGGGCUCAAGGGCGUUUUGAUUGAGGGACUUUCUGAUGCGACAAAAUCAUAUUCUCCAUUAUCAACGCUGUCUGAAGCAUCCGGCACUGAUGAGACUCUGCCUUCCUUCUCGAAGGCUACGCUACCUUCAAAAAUCAGUUUGAUCGUCCAUCUUGAUACUGAGCGCCCAUUGUCGGAGCCUAAGUGGGUUAAAUCGGGAGAUGUCCAGGAGUGGCUGAAGAGCAUGUUUGGAAGAAUGUUUUGGGUGGCAGGGGAUGCUGCCGAUGGGUGGGAGAAAAAGAUCGCAGUUGUAGAUCCUGAUCCAGCUCCGACGCUUUGGACUGUGCUGGAUGGGUGGGCAGUCAACUCCCCUGUCGGUGUUCACACAGAACGACAACGUUUCGUGAAGACACAUUUGACUGAGGUAGAUAACAUGAUGGAGAUUCUUCUCAGGCUGGUCAGAGGCGAACGAGCAACCCCCUUUUCCCAAUCUACGCCCGCGAUAUCAGCUCCGAGUGUGUCGGGGCCACUUUUGGCCGCUCUCUCACAAUCCUCGUCGCACGGCGCCCAGCAGACACACGUAUCCUUGGCAGUACUAGCGUUGUUCCACAUGUCAGUGGACUUUGCACGGAAAGCCUCUGGUGAGAAGGGAAAGGCAGAGGCAGAGGAGAAGAUGAGUGAGAUAAUUCGAUGUCUACCGUCCCACCUAUUAUACAAGAGUCUUGACGGCAUGUUCAAGGAGUGGAGAGCGGACAAGAAGGGGAGCCGUUGAUAGAUAUGGCCGUUUGGGCUUUCUUUUUGUACAUAUCGUGUCCAGCUUUAAGGUUGUGUUACAUCAUGGUGCAUUUA